Molecule: messenger RNA, 2713 nt
Organism: Hyla sarda
Lineage: Eukaryota; Metazoa; Chordata; Amphibia; Anura; Hylidae
Gene: TFB1M
Product: transcription factor B1, mitochondrial
Exons: 8
Coding region: 645-1664 (339 amino acids)
Biological process (GO): transcription initiation at mitochondrial promoter; rRNA methylation
Cellular component (GO): mitochondrial matrix
Molecular function (GO): rRNA (adenine-N6,N6-)-dimethyltransferase activity; mitochondrial transcription factor activity
Source: RefSeq, a predicted model, not a curated record
CAUGCUGCAGUUUUGGAAUAACUGUUCAAGCCUUAAAAAAUAAAGAAGUUCUUUCAGUCUGUCUUCUGGUGAAAAGCCAGAUACGGUCAGAAAAAUAGUCACCAGCUGACUCCAGUCCGCUCACUUAAAAAGAAUGGGGUACACCAUGGAUAUAGCAGCAGGCUUCACAUAUGAUGCUGUGUAUGCACCGAACACUAAUGGGAAUUGAGCCUAAAGCACAGUCCAGGUAUAUGUCCUCUUGUAAAGCCAAACACACACGUUUUAUUCAAUGGCUGCUGAAGGACUACAAACUUUUAUAGCCUAAAAGGAACUGCACGUGCACGAAACUCCUCCAACAAACCAAGCAGGAGUCUGACGCCACCAAUACGGGGGGCUGGUCACGUGGUGAAGACCUCAGCAGAGUCCUCCAGCCUCCAUUAGAAUCUAUCUGCAAACUAGAGGCUACAACCCAGAGAGCUGCAGGACCUUUGCUGGUUUCCUGACCACUUUUAGGGGAGGAGUCAGACUCCAAACUAUGCAGGCGGAAGACUUGCUGGGUCGAUUUGACUCCUCUCUUGCAUGUGACCGAUCACGUGGGCAUGACGUCGCAAAGGUCCUUUAUCCCCAACACGUAUCUUGAUGCUUUUUUAUUGUAUUAGAAAAAGAUGACUCUAUACCGUUUACCACCGUUGCCAACCAUUAGGGAAAUUAUAAAGCUUUACAAUCUUAGAGCAGAGAAGCAGUUGUCUCAAAAUUUCCUUCUGGAUCUAAAACUCACAGAUAAAAUUGUACGGAAAGCUGGGAAUUUAAAAAAAGCUUAUGUCUGUGAGGUUGGCCCGGGGCCAGGAGGAAUUACAAGAGCUAUACUAAACAGCGGUGUUGAAGAACUCCUGGUGGUUGAAAAGGACACUAGAUUUAUUCCUGGACUCAAGAUGUUAAAUGAAGCAUCAAUGGGAAAAGUACGCAUUGUUCAUGGUGAUAUUCUCACAUACAGAAUGGACCGAGCAUUUCCCAAUCAUCUGCAGAAAGCAUGGGAAGAUGAUCCACCAAAUGUGCAUAUUAUUGGCAAUCUGCCUUUUAACGUUUCGACCCCUCUAAUCAUCAAGUGGCUGGAGGAGAUGGCCAACAGAACUGGUCCAUUCACCUAUGGCAGAACUCCAAUGACUCUGACCUUUCAGCAUGAAAUAGCUGAGAGGAUGACAGCACCCCCCGGCAGUAAACAGAGGAGUAGACUGUCUAUCAUGACUCAGUAUCUCUGCCAAGUCAAACAUUGUUUUACUAUUCCUGGUCGAGCCUUUGUCCCAAAACCAGAGGUAGAUGUCGGUGUUGUGCAUUUUACACCACUGAUACAACCAAAAAUAGAUCAGCCUUUUAAGCUCAUAGAAAAAGUAGUUCAAAGUGUCUUCCAGCUCAGACGGAAAUACUGCUACAGAGGAAUUUCGCUCUUGUUCCCAGAAGAAAAUCGAACAAAACUUACAGAACAAAUUCUGACUAUAUCUAAUGUAGAACCUACCUUGCGACCCACUGAACUGUCAAUGAAGCACUUCAAAGGUUUAUGUAAUUCCUAUAGAGAACUCUGUGAUCGGGAUCCAAAUUUAUUCUUUUAUAACUUUAGAGAAGAACUUCGUCAGAAAAGAAUGACAAGUCAAGAUACCCAGAACAGUGAAGAAAGUGAAAUACUAUGAUCGUAGUAAGAUAAAAGUAAGAGGUAGAGUAAUACUCCUCAAAGAACACAGAAAGAUGAAGCAACUUUUUACACAGUGACUAGUAUUACAAAACAAUUUACUGUGUACUAAAAAAGAGAAGCUAGAACUUAUUUACUGCAAAUAUUUCUCACUGAAAAAAGGAAUAACGUUGAAAAUCAAUCAGCUAAAAUGUGAAAUUCCAGAUAAUUAGAGACAUUUAGAGGCUUUAUCAGGACCUGUAUAGAUGAGUGGUGCAGUUGCCCAUAGCAAUCAAUCAGAUGGCUUAAUUUUUUUAGAGGCCAUUUUUAAAAAUGAAGGACACAAUCUGAUUGGUUACUAUGGGCAACUGCAAAGCUCUUCCUCUACACAGGUUUUAAUAAAUCUCCCCAAUUAUUUCCAGUAACAGGAUUUUGAUGUGGGAACAUCUAAACUGUUGAGCAUACUGUACACACUGUAUAUAUUUGUGUAGUGCACAAUGGCCAAGAUUUACUGUUUCAACCUGCAGACUGUGAUACAAUUUGCACCAAAAAUAGUCUUAUAGGACUUUCGCCACAUUUACUAUGCAUUGUGGCACUUUUUCCUUUUACACUUUUCCAUUGGGUCCAGAAAGAGGGUUUGGCCUCUGUAAAAACGGGGCAUGUCUUCAGGUGUGGCAAACAUUGGGUGCAAAUUUAUAGUUGGUUCAAACCAAAAGGGGCAUUCCAGGAAAAAACUUUUUUUUAUUUUUUUUAUAUCAACUGGAUCCAGAAAGUUAAACAUAUUUGUAAAUUACUUCUAUUAAAAAAAAAAAUCUUAAUCCUUUCAAUAAUUAUCAGCUGCUGAAGUUGAGUUGUUGUUUUCUGUCUGGCAACAGCGCUCUCUGCUGACAUCUCUGUGCAGUUCCCAAGACAAGCAGAGUUCACAGUGCACAGUGGGGAUUUGCUUCUAAACUGGGCGGUUCCCGAGACACGUGUCAUCAGGGAGCACUUAGACAGAAAAGAACAACUCAACUUCAGCAUCUCAUAAGUAAUUAAAGGAUUAAGAUUUUUUAAUAGAAGUAAUUUACAUAU